Messenger RNA from Aspergillus calidoustus, 465 nucleotides. The record is from the annotation of a GenBank genome assembly. Lineage: Eukaryota; Fungi; Ascomycota; Eurotiomycetes; Eurotiales; Aspergillaceae.
AUGGAUACUGCCGACGUCCUCCGUGUAAUCUGUGAGCUCAGCGUGCGGGCUUUGCGCGCACACCGGGAGCAACAGAAGCACAUCAAAGAGCAUCGAAACCUCCAAGAGGCGUUGCAGCAAACCACCUCCGACCUGGAAGAGACGGUCCACUUGGCUGGUAUUCUGUACGAGACCAACCACCGGAUGGGAAGGGUGAUUGACUAUCCGUUCAAGGAGCGGGGGGUGGCCCCUAGCGGGGAAUCCGAGUCUUUCGAGAUCGUGCUAGACCAUGUACUCAACCAGCUUGAGGGCACCGAAGGAGAUCGAAUGGAUGGCGCUAAGCCUCCAACCCCAGCAGGAGACGUCACCAUGACCGAGAAUCCUACAUCAACAGGGGAUUCACCUGGUGCCACCGGGGAGCGGCUGUGGAGCAAGCCUGGUCAAGGGGGUGAAAAAUGGCCAUUCUCCACGGCUGGGCGUCAAUAA